UGAGUUCGUGUACAAAAACCCUUCAAGUUCUCUGAAUUUUGCACAAAAUCUCAUCAGAAGCAAAUAAAGGUAAUACUUAUUAAAAUGGAUUCAAGGCAACAAAAGACUACUGUAGCUGGACGUGUAUAUGAAGAUUUCGAGCCUUCAAUGGACUGGGUACGAGAGCCUGCAAUUGACACGCUCAGGGUCUAUCUACCAGGCUUUAAAAAGGAGCAAAUGAAAGUGCAAGUAACCACAUCUCGAAAUCUAAGGAUCAGUGGAGAACGUCCCCUUGGUGAUGGCAACAAAUGGAGCCGUUUCCUCAAGGAAAUUCCUAUUGGUUCAAAUUAUGAUCCUAAUGGAAUCGGUGCUAAGCUUGAAAAAGGUUUACUUCUUAUCAGACACCCUAAAAUAGUUGUUACUGAUAAUCAGCCACAGGAGAUUAUCAAACCAUCAACAGAAGCUCCAAAACCACCAUCCCAAGAAGCACCAAAGCCUCCAAAGCCACCGCAUGAAAAGGCACAGCAAGCUGCCGACCCUUCAAAGCUGAAAAAGCAAUUCUCUAGAAAACAACCAGCACCAGCAGAAACAUCUGAACCUUUGAAGCCUGAAAAGCCCACAAGUGAACCUGAGGCAAAAACUGGCAAAGCUGAUGAUGGGGUAGGAAAUGGGAAUAUUGUUUCUCGGCAGACGAUAGAGAAGGAGAAGGAAAUGAGCAAAUACGAGCAGAAAAAUACGAGCAAUGGAAUGGCUGCUGACGCAGGAAAACAAGAAAAGGUUGAUGAUUUUGUUCAGGAUAAGACAGAUAAAAAUGAAGUUGGUAAAGGAAUCAUAAGGGGAAGUUAUUAUAUAUUUGCAAAAGAAAAUUUCAAGCAGGUUUUUGGAGAUAUGGUGAUGGAGAUGAAGAAGUCAAGAAAUUUGAAGAACUGCGUUCUGGUUGUUUUAUUUGUGGUACUUGGGUUGGCUGCAUUUAGUUAUCUUAGAAAAUCUAACAACUAAUUCUUCUAUAAUCUCCUCGUGUAUACUAAUUUCAUGUAAUUUUAUUUGCAUUUUAAUAAUGUAAGUAACACGUGCUGCAAAAGUUCUUUGUAAUCAUAUGCAUAACUUGGUUAUUUGAAGAAUAUAAUUGUCUGUGAAAGAAAAGAAAAAAAAGAAGUCCAUAAAUGUGGAAAUUAAAUUAAA
This is a messenger RNA of Hevea brasiliensis (rubber tree), 1161 nucleotides long. Its product is annotated as inactive protein RESTRICTED TEV MOVEMENT 2. The transcript is spliced from 2 exons. The coding region runs from base 85 to 978 and encodes 297 amino acids. The record is from RefSeq and is a predicted model, not a curated record. Lineage: Eukaryota; Viridiplantae; Streptophyta; Magnoliopsida; Malpighiales; Euphorbiaceae.